Molecule: messenger RNA, 1422 nt
Organism: Theileria annulata
Lineage: Eukaryota; Apicomplexa; Aconoidasida; Piroplasmida; Theileriidae
Product: hexose transporter (HT1 homologue), putative
Exons: 1
Coding region: 1-1422 (473 amino acids)
Biological process (GO): monosaccharide transmembrane transport
Cellular component (GO): membrane
Molecular function (GO): hexose transmembrane transporter activity
Source: RefSeq, a predicted model, not a curated record
AUGAAGGUUAAAGCAUCCAUACCUUUGAUUGCAGGGGCAAGCAUUGGAGCUCUUGGAGCUUUAUGUUUUGGGCUUACCUCCGCAGCCCUCAAUACUACUAAGGAAUUUGCUAUUGUAGAUAUGGAAUGGUGUAAAGGAGAGACAUAUAUUUUUGAUUGUCCCAAAUCUCAAUUGUUUGCUGGUCUUUCCAAUGGUUCUACUUUUCUUGGAGCAGCUUUUGGUUCACUUCUGAUUGGACUGUCCGGAAAGAUCGGAAGGAGAGUUACAUUGAUGGUCAUUAAUUGGUUUUUCGUUGUAGGAUCUGUAUUAUCAGCUUCAUCUGUUCAUUUUGCUAUGUUGUUUCUAGGUCGUUUGAUUUCUGGUUUUGGAAUUGGUUUGGCGGCUGUCAUACCAGUUUUUUUGGUUGAGAUAUGUCACCCUAAGCAAAGAAAAUACUUUGCAGUAAUAUAUCAAUUGUUCAUUACAUUUGGUUUACUCAUUUCAGCAGGAUGGCAAUUAGCCCAUGGUCGUGUAGUAACAAACCUGGUAGGGAGCCAAGAGUUUAAACUUACUACAUGGGAUAGAUUUGUAUGGCGUAGUACACAAUUCUUACCAGUUGUAUGUUGCGUAGCUGCAUUGAUUCUAAUUCAUUUUGUUGUUCCAUUUGAUACACCAUAUGAAUUGAUUUCAAAGGGCAAAACAGAAGAAGCUCGUGAAGUUAUAGAAAAGCUUCAUGGAAAGGAAGAAGUUGAUGAAGUAUAUGAUGAAUUCGAUAGAGAUCAAGAAGUUGCUAAAUCAACCCCAAGCAUACCACUAUUAAUAGCUUUGGGAAAUCCCAAAUACAGGAAGGUGAUAAUACAUGCAUUUGUUUUGGCUGCAGUACAACAAUUGGUAGGUGUAACCAUCCUUACCUCAAAUGUCACAAAAAUUUUCCUUAAAGUAAUGGGUCGAAAUUACAACUCAACGUUAGCUUCAUCUUCUAUUCUUUUGGUUAACUUUGUUGCGACUAUCAUUCUCACCUUCAUUAUUGGUAAAUUUGGGAGGAAAACCUUUCUGGUUUGGGGUAUAGGGUUUUCUACAUUUUUUAUGGCCCUACCAUCUUUUAGUAAACCAAUUGGAAAAGAGGCAUCUUGGGUGCCUGUUGUAUCUUCAAUAGGUUCCUUUGGUUUUAUUAUUGGAUUUGCAUUCGGUUUGGGAGGUAUUAUGUGGGUUUAUUUAUCGGAGGUAUUUGCAACUGAAUACAGGGAUGGAGCUUUAAGUGUUGCAGUCUUCAUUAAUUGGCUAUGUGCUUCACUCACUUUGAUUGCUUCAGAAUUUUUGAUUUCCUACUCUGAGGUUCUUGUAAGUACUAUCCUCUUCGCCUUCUCACUCUUCGGUUUCAUUUAUGUGAUAGUGUUCAUCAAAGAAACAAAGGGUGUUGCGAUCGGAAAAGCAUAUGACUAA